Polyodon spathula (Mississippi paddlefish) is the source of this 2784-nucleotide messenger RNA. Its product is annotated as protein disulfide-isomerase TMX3-like. The record is from RefSeq and is a predicted model, not a curated record. The transcript is spliced from 17 exons. NCBI's taxonomy places the organism in Eukaryota, Metazoa, Chordata, Actinopteri, Acipenseriformes, Polyodontidae. Gene Ontology annotation, cellular component: endoplasmic reticulum. Gene Ontology annotation, molecular function: protein disulfide isomerase activity. Gene Ontology annotation, biological process: peptidyl-cysteine oxidation.
GCAUGCUUGGAAACUUGGUUUAGUUGUCCGUUUCCUGCCCGACGCUUCCUCCUUGGUAAAGAUGGCAGUGAAGCUCACUUUGUUCUAUGCAGUCGCUGUGUGCACCGUAUUGGUCUCGGGUUUUGUAGAAGAGCUGGAUGACUCCUUUAAGGAUAAAAGAAUGGGUGAUACUUGGAUAGUAGAUUUCUAUGCACCUUGGUGUGGCCACUGCAAGAAACUGGAGCCAGUGUGGCAUGAGGUGGGGGCUGAAAUGCGCAGCUCUGGAUCACCUGUGCGAGUUGGAAAGAUAGAUGCUACUGCUUAUUCCAGUGUUGCCUCAGAACUUGGAGUACGUGGUUAUCCAACUAUAAAACUGUUGAAGGGAGACUUGGCUUACAAUUACAGAGGACCAAGAACCAAAGACGACAUAAUAGAGUUUGCUAAUAGAGUAGCAGGACCAGUUGUGCGCCCACUUCCCAGCCAGCAAAUGUUUGAACACGUGCAAAAGAGACACGAUGUGCUUUUUGUUUAUGUUGGUGGAGAAUCACCAUUAAAGGAGAAGUACAUUGAAGUGGCAUCAGAGUUGAUUGUGUACACAUAUUUCUUUUCUGCUUCAGAAGAAGUUUUGCUUAAGCAUGUGACAUUGCAAGAGUUACCUGCUGUGUUGGUCUUCAAGGAUGGAACGUACUUUGUUUAUGAUGGCUACAGUGAUUAUUGAGAACUUUUUGCGUGGAUUAGAUCAUUAAGAUUUAAAGGUUAUUUUAAAUUAUUGUUGCUCUCUCUAUUUACAGGAAAAUUGGUGGGAAUUGCAGUCAUUGAUGAUAAAAAUCCAUCUGAGGAGAGCAUUAGAUUGAAAUCACUAAUUCAAACAGUAGCUAAGGACUAUAGGGAGCACUUCAACAGGGACUUCCAGUUUGGCCAUAUGGAUGGGAAUGAUUACAUCAACAGCCUAAUUAUGGAUGAAGUAACUAUGCCAACAAUCAUUGUGCUCAAUACAUCCAACCAGCAGUACUUCCUUCCGAGUCAGCCUAUUGAAUACAUUGAGGACCUGGUUCGGUUUCUAAACGAAGUUCUAGAUGGCACAGCAGAGGCACAAGGUGGUGAUGGCAUUCUUCAGCGCAUCAAAAGAGUUGUUUAUGAUGCAAAGUCCACAGUAGUUUCUGUCUUCAAGAGCUCUCCUCUUCUCGGAUGCUUUCUCUUUGGUCUGCCUCUUGGUGUCAUCAGCAUCAUGUGCUAUGGAAUCUGUACAGCAGACUCUGAUGAUGGCUCGGAGGAAGCAGAGCCCUUCAAGAAGGAAGGCCAAGAUCAAGAACUGACAGACGAGGGAAGUGAGGAGGAACUUGAGGAUGGCAAUGACGAACAGCAGCCAGAGAGUGGAGCUGAGCACAGUGAUGAGGAGCAUGAAGAAAAAACAUCAACAGAAAAGAAAACUGAUUAACCAAAUCACUCCCCCUAGGAUUUUCUUUUUAAAUUGAAAGGCUAUUUUAUUUAUAUAUUCAAUAUCAAUCAGGAUCCAGUAAAGACUGACAAAGAUUGGUCCAGUAGCUUUGUCAAUGUAUUUACUUGUCUGUUACAGAAACAGUAAGGUUAAUGUUUAAAAAGAAAACUAAAUAACGUAAUUGCGGAGACAAAUGCAUGUACCAUGCUUUCAAUAGGGCAUUGGCUGCAGUAAGACUAAACACUUGAGUUAAAAACAACAAAUAGUACUAUGCAUUUAAUCUUGUCAAGAAGUAUGCAAUGUAACAAUUUGAAUAUGUUUAAAUUUCAGAAGUAAAGAGAAAGAAACUGAUGUUCUUUAGGGGUGCAAGUUAGCCGAGUUUCCGGAGUGUUGUUGAAAUUGAGGGGGGGGGGAUUAAUAAUUAGUUAUUAAGCCACAAAACAAGCAUCUACUUUCGGACCAAAGCAAAGUUUCGCUGGAUUAAAUAGUAAAUGUGUAGGGAAGCAUUAAACUGGGGUGAAGGUCAUUAGAUUUAAAUAAAUAAAUAAAUAAAUAGAUUAAGUUACAAGUUUUGCAAUUUUAGUUUUGAGUGUUAGUGUUGCUUUUAACAAGUAUUGCUGUGUCUGUGAGUACCGUUUAUAUACCUAGAUCAGUCUUUGUGGUAUUAGUCAGCACUAGUAGCCUAAUUUUAUAAAGCUUCAACAUCAAGGCAUCAAAGCUCUAAUUGGAAGUACAUUCUUUUAACUGCAUAGUGCUGCUGAGACACAGAAAACCUGCUGGCCUGUUGCACGGCUGUAAUACUAUGUUCCAUGCCUGGUUUAAACUUGUAUUAUUAACCACAAUGUUUUUCAGCCACCUGCUGAGGCAUGUUCUUUGCAUUAAUACAGGCAAAGAUAUUCAUUAUAAAUAAUGUAGAUCUGUUUUUAUAUGCAUUUCUUCUGGAAUUGAAAAAAAGAAAAAAAACUUUGUUUUGGUCAGACAGCUUUUGAUGCUUCUUUGUUUUUAAACUGAUGUUGAUGCUUGAUGUUGCUGUUAUUGUUAUUAUUGUUAUUGACCUUGGUGGCACACCCUAAUGCAUGCAACUCUACAGUUAGUCACAUUUCUUGAAUUAAAAGGAAAAAAAAAAAUCUGAAGCAGCUAAAAUGUUCUAUUUUUAUUUAAUUUUUUUCAGUUGAAAUCACUGUACCUAGAAUUAUUACAAGUAAUUAACAGCCAGUUUAUAGAUGGAUGUUGAGUUACCACUGUAUUUGUGGUUGUUGUUUGGUGCAAUACAACAGAGAUUUGUGAAUCUUAGGGAAUGUUUCUUUUUUUUUUGUUAUGAAAGUCUUUCUUUUGAUAUGGGCAGUAAAGUAUUUUAGUAGAUUGCA